CGUCCUCGCGCAAUCGAUCGAUCGAACCAUUAAACCGACGCGACAAUUAUCACCUAGUUUUAUUUAUCACCAACUUGCGCAAAGUGCUAAACGCCGCGUGACACGAGUCGAGAAUUCCGGAUUGAUACUAACUCGCUGGCUUGGCUGCUGUUUAGAAGCUCUUGUUCCAUCAAUCCAUCAUCAGCCCGUGGGUACGAGAGAGGUAGAACGAGACGGAACUACACUCUCGCACACACGGUGGAGGUCUUUGGUAGCUCACUAUCGUUCGGUACACGAACAGAAAGAUAACUGUUUUUUUUGUCACCCACUUCUUGAGCUUGUUGAGUGGCUUACGGAUGGGCAUAUUGAAAUAGCAAGAACGAAAAUCAUCGUCAUCUUCUGAGUGUUAAGUCGAGUGCGCAUGAGAGUGCUGGAGUGACCUGCAGAAGUAGAAAUUGCAUGAGCUGGAAAAUAAUUGUGAGUUACCGUGUGGUGAAUUUGCUGAGUUACCGACAAGAUCGCAGUCGAAUUGCAGGAACGUCAAGCGUAAGUCAUUAAACAAAAUAAGAAGAGAAUUGAUUCGUAUUCGAAUCGGACGGAAAGGAUGUCGCACACAAUUCUGCUAGUUCAACCGGGACGAAAUCCGGAAACCAGAACGUAUAGUGACUACGAAAGCGUCAACGAGUGUAUGGAGGGUGUGUGCAAAAUUUACGAGGAGCACCUGAAGAGGCGUAACCCGAACACGCCUACUAUCACAUACGACAUCAGUCAGCUGUUUGACUUUGUUGAUCAGCUAGCGGAUCUGAGCUGUUUGGUGUACCAGAAGUCCACCAACACGUACGCGCCUUACAACAAGGAAUGGAUCAAGGAGAAGAUAUACGUUCUGCUGCGACAAGCGGCCGGUACCACGGAAUAGAGCUCCGCUUCGGAGCAGGCAGACCUGGGUUCGAAUGGGGGCGACCGAAUCGAAUCGCACUUCUCCCACUCAUCAAUCCGUAAUUUUUAGUUCUCUAAAAUAUCUUUUAUUAUAGCAAACAAAAUGAAGAAAUAUAAACCGAUCGGACAUUGAAAUAUUAUCUGCCGCAUGUCCAAUCGAGUGACGGUAGAACAUUUGAGGGCGAUUUUGACAUUGAAUUUGACCGUUCAAAACGAUUGCUGACUAAAUAGGCGUACGGUGGAUUUGCUAGAAGAUAGUCGUUUUUAGAUUAACGCAGAUGCUGUGAGUCUUGCAGUGUGAACAGAAGAAUGCCACACGAUGGUAGUAAUGUAUUUAAUUUUCUCAUGAUAAAUAACGGUUAAUUCUGUUACUGAAGAACAGUUACUAAUAAAUUAAUUUCGUGACAAA
Messenger RNA from Topomyia yanbarensis, 1324 nucleotides. RefSeq names its product enhancer of rudimentary homolog (gene e(r)). Lineage: Eukaryota; Metazoa; Arthropoda; Insecta; Diptera; Culicidae. The coding region runs from base 584 to 895 and encodes 103 amino acids. The record is from RefSeq and is a predicted model, not a curated record. The transcript is spliced from 3 exons.